This is a messenger RNA of Pristis pectinata (smalltooth sawfish), 733 nucleotides long. Its product is annotated as small lysine-rich protein 1. NCBI's taxonomy places the organism in Eukaryota, Metazoa, Chordata, Chondrichthyes, Rhinopristiformes, Pristidae. The transcript is spliced from 3 exons. The record is from RefSeq and is a predicted model, not a curated record. Bases 145 to 396 code for a protein of 83 amino acids.
GUUUUCCGCCUGAGCCCGGAGCGCAGGUUUGGACCGUGCCGGCUCCGGCUCUGACUCGGACUGCAGACGAACGGGGCGACACGAGAUGGUUGCCCUCGAUCAGGACUAGGAAGAUACUCACUGUGUGAUUCAAACACUCUUACAAUGCCCACCAAAGUUGGCAAGCCCAAGGCACAGAGUACAGGUGCCAAGAAGAAGGGCGGCAAGAGGGGUGGAGGUGGGAAGAAAAAGAAGAAGAAGAAGAAGGAGAAAACUCCCAAAGCCCAGGUGGAAGUGGAUAUUCUGAGCCCUGCAGCGAUGUUCAACCUGUAUUACAUCUCUCACAACGUGCCCUCCUGUCUUGCCUAUCGAGGCUUCCUCUGGCCUGGAAGACCCAAAAAGAAGGGACGGAAAUAAACUGAUUAAAUAAAGAAAUAUACAGAGAAAUAAACAUCUAAUAUUCUAACAUAAGAUGGGGUGGAGCGAAAGAUCUCUAUUUCCCAAACCAUAUUUGUUUAUGGUGCAUUUUAUUUCAAUCCCCCUUGUCACACUCCCAUCCCACUGAGGCAUGCCAAUGAACUGAAUGCCAUCUGAUAUCUCUGCAGCGAGGCAGAAAUCUGGGAGAAAGGUUGAGGAUGUGGGCAGGAAAAAAGAGAUGGAAAAUUGUUUGCAACUUUUCGGUCAAUCGGUAGUGCGGCAGUUUACUGAGGGUGUGCUGUACUGUCACUGUUGUGUUAAAGAGCUCACCAUUAAA